AUGCUUGUAGAUUUGAUUUCGGCAUGUGGGCGGUCCGAGGCAAUACAUGAAGGUGAACAAUUUCAUGAGAGAAUUGUAAAGGAAGGUUUUGACUGCUAUGACUUUAUACAGGCAACAAUCAUCAAUUUCUAUGCAGCCUGUGGCCGCAUGAACCUUGCUCAUCUUCAGUUUGAAAAGGGCAUCAUGCAGCAUGUUGCGUCUUGGAAUGCACUCAUUGCAGGAUAUAUAAGAAACAGAAUGAUUGACCAGGCAAGGCUUUUGUUUAAUGAGAUGCCUGAAAGAGAUGUGUUUUCAUGGAGUUCCAUGAUUUCUGGUUAUGCACAGAGUGAACAACCGGAAUUGGCUUUGGAACUCUUUCAGAGAAUGGUAGCUAGUGGGAUCCAACCAAAUGAAAUUACGAUGGUGAGUGUUUUCUCUGCAAUUGCUACAUUAGGCACAUUGAAAGAGGGAAGAUGGGCCCAUGAAUACAUACUUGAGAACUCCAUUCCUCUUAAUGACAAUUUAAGUGCAGCACUCAUCGAUAUGUAUGCCAAAUGUGGGAGUAUCCAUACAGCCUUAGAGGUGUUUUACCAAAUCCGAGACAAAGCCUCUACUGUCUCACCAUGGAAUGCCAUUAUAUGUGGGUUGGCCAUGCACGGACAUGCAACAUUGUCUCUCGAAAUAUUUUCGGACUUGCAAUGGCGUAGUGUCAAACUCAAUUCAAUCACUUUCAUCGGAGUCCUAAGUGCAUGUUGCCAUGCUGGCUUUGUGGAGGCUGGGGAGAGGUAUUUUAAAAGCAUGAAGAACGUUUACAACAUAGAACCAAAUAUCAAGCAUUAUGGUUGUUUGGUGGAUCUCCUGGGCCGAGCUGGGCGAGUAGAAGAUGCUGAGAAAAUGAUAAGGAGCAUGCCCAUGAAGGCCGAUAUAGUGAUAUGGGGCACGUUAUUGGCAGCAUGUAGAACACAUGGGAAUUUGGAAAUAGGAGAAAUGGCCGCAGAGAAUUUGGCAAGGUUGGAUUCAUCUCAUGGGCCAGGUAGAGUUCUCCUAUCCAACAUAUACGCAGAUGCAGGGAAGUGGGAGGAAGCCUUUUCUGUACGGCGAGCAAUGCAGAGCCUAAGACUGAAGAGAUCACCGGGGCAUAGUGAUGUUGUAUGA
Molecule: messenger RNA, 1134 nt
Organism: Prunus armeniaca (apricot)
Lineage: Eukaryota; Viridiplantae; Streptophyta; Magnoliopsida; Rosales; Rosaceae
Source: the annotation of a GenBank genome assembly